AUCCGAUAGACUCGCCCCGUUGUUCUGAGCGAGACAAGCAUCUUAGGGUUUCUGGCGAAGGGAAAGCUCUUGCGUUGCACAAUAGAAAAAAAGUAACCAAACUGGAAAAACGGCGGGCAUAUAUCAUAUUACGCGGGGAGUCACGAAGAAGAAAACCCUUCACUGUUUUGUGGUUCGACUGGUUUUCCUUUUUCAUAUCAGCAUGGCCUCUACAAUGAAAGAGACGAAUAAAAGACACGGGCGCUGUUCCAGAUCUGCAGGCGUCCGUAAGCGGAGUAUGAGAUGGAAAAGAAGACAUGCUGCGAUAGGACACGGAUGAACGGAUGAACAGAUGGACUCCCGAAUGGCUACAUGUAUCACUGCACUGGCUACAGUAUUGCUGUUCAUUCAGAAAUGCCCUGUGUUCAAACCCAGUAUGGAACUCUGCCUUACGAGAACAACCACUACCCCUCUGAGUUCCUGAGCUCCGACCCCACCGCCAAGUUGGUCAUGGACGUCAGUGGCCAGCGGGACCAGCUGUCCGCCCCCUCCCUGCCCAGCAUCAACACCCUGGUGGGCGGGUACGCCGGCGAGUUCGACGCCUACUCCUGCCAGAUCACCGCGUCCGCCGCCCCCGCCCCCGCCGGCUCGGGCCAGCAGUCGCCCUUCAAGCUGGACGACUUCCAGGUGUACGGCUGCUACCCCGGCACCUUCGCCCUCAGCUACCUGGACGAGACGCUGUCCUCCUGCGGCUCCGACUACUACGGCAGCCCCGUGUCCGUCUCCUCGCCCUCCACGCCCGGCUUCCAGGUCCAGCCCGUGUCCUCCUGGGAGCCCCCCUUCAGCCCCUUCUCGCCCGGCCCCGGGUGCUGGCUGGCCGAAAAGUCGGCCCUGCCCCAGCAGCCCUCGUUCUUCACGUUCAGCCCCCCGUCGGAUCAGCAGUCCCCCCUGGCGUCCCAGCAGCCCCAGGGGUCCGAGCAGGAGCCCUUCGGCCCGGCUCAGCACCACUCCUCUCCCUUGCACUUCACGCCCCUCGCCCUCGAUCAGGGGUGCUUGGACAGUCCCGUGCUGGCCGAGGGGCCCAUGUCGUCCCCCAAGGCCCGGAGCCCCGGGGCCAACGAGGGCCGCUGCGCCGUGUGCGGGGACAACGCCUCCUGCCAGCACUACGGCGUGCGCACCUGCGAGGGAUGCAAAGGGUUUUUCAAGAGAACUGUACAGAAAAAUGCUAAAUACGUGUGCCUAGCCAACAAAGACUGCCCAGUGGACAAACGGCGGAGGAACCGUUGCCAGUUCUGCCGUUUCCAGAAGUGCCUGGCCGUUGGGAUGGUGAAAGAAGUUGUUCGGACGGACAGCCUGAAAGGUCGCAGGGGUCGCUUGCCCUCCAAGCCGAAGAACGUGCAGGACUCGGCGUCCGCCACGCCUCCGGUCAAUAUCAUCGCCUCCCUGGUCAGGGCACACAUCGACUCCAACCCUUCACUGGGGAAGCUGGACUACUCCAAGUACCAGGAAACGGUGGCCAGCCUAUCAGAGAAGGAAGACGCCAGCGAUAUCCAGCAGUUCUACGAUCUCCUGACCAGCACCAUGGACGUGAUCCGCAAGUGGGCCGAGACCAUCCCCGGAUUCACUGACUUCUGCCUGGAGGACCAAGAGCUGCUCCUGGAGUCUGCCUUUGUGGAGCUGUUUAUCCUCCGGCUUGCAUAUAGGUCCAGCCCUGAGAAGGAUAAGCUGAUAUUCUGCAACGGCGUCGUUCUCCAUCGAAUGCAGUGCGUGCGUGGCUUUGGCGACUGGAUCGACUCCAUCAUGGACUUCUCGCAGAGCCUGCACCGGAUGAACCUGGACGUCUCGUCCUUCUCCUGCCUCGCUGCCCUCGUCAUCAUCACAGACCGCCACGGCCUGAAGGAGCCGAAGCGGGUGGAGGAGUUCCAGAGCCGGCUGAUCGCCUGCCUCAAAGACCACGUCACCAGCAGCGGUGGCGACUCCGGCCGGCCCAACUACCUGUCCCGCCUCCUGGGGAAGCUUCCGGAGCUGCGGACACUGUGCACCCAGGGCCUGCAGCGCAUCUUCUACCUGAAGCUGGAGGACCUGGUGCCCCCUCCCCCCAUUGUGGAUAAAAUCUUCAUGGACACCCUACCUUUCUGAGGGAAAGGAUACGAGACAAAGGAUACAGUUGUCUGAACGGUCCGGUGGAGGACAGGGGAAAAGCGGAAUCCUGUUUCUGUGGCCUUGGGGAUUGCUGGGACAUUGCGUUUUGAAGGGCGGAGCUUCCCCCCCCCCCCCCCCCCCCCAACCCCUUGCAGUGCACUGGCUGACUGGCAUCCAGCUAUCGCUAAGUGACUCGCGAAAGACAUUUGAAACAAUUUUUACUUAAAGAUUAACAUGAACUUGCUGCCAGCCACAGUGAAAGAAAGAACUGGACAUUGAUAUUUCUUUUCUGUUGUCUGUGGAUUACAUGCAGUGGUACAAACGGGGACGCGAAAAAACGACAGUGAACACUUUCGUAUAAUCGGUUUUGUACGUGUGUUACAUCAUGGCAUGGUGGCAGGGGCAUAAACCGUUCACGCACGUUAUAAGAGGGGGCAGGGAGAGGUCGGGCUGGCACACUAGAGCCUCAAGAGUAGGAGAGGACUAUAUAUCCAAAUAUAACAGCAGUAUUAAAGCUCAUAGGUUUGACUGCAAAAGGGGUUCCACUGCCCCAGCGCAGUGCAAACAAACUAUCGCAAGCCGACGGUUCAGGUGAUUUGAGACUCAUCCAGAGAAUCAGUAAAGUUAAGUCUCUUCGUUUUGGCUGCAGCCCAGAGAUCAGUCCCACGUUUCAAUGGCAGAUAUGAUCUGGAGCGCUGCUCAUCCUGGCUCUGAAAUAUCAAACGAUGCUUGCAGAGCAAUUUAUAUAUCGAUACCAGAACUUACAUCAGGAAAGGCCUUGGACCAAAAGAAGCCCAAAGGGGUGAUGGGGGGCCCUGGCUUUGUAGGUGAAAUAUCAGUACACCCCCUAAAGCCUUAUAUACCACAGUGACGCUAGGGCUGGGCGAUAUGGCCUAAAAGUUUAGUCACCAUAUGUUUUUAAUUUUGCAUGGUAGCGAUAUAUAUAUCAUGGUAUAUAUUUUUUCUCCCAAUUUCAACAGAAUAUGCAUUAAAAGGAAUACAAGACUCAGGCUAGUGACUGUUCCCUGUAGUUAACUAUAACUUAUAACUGUUACUAAUUAACCAUUUUUGCUUUCAUGUAAAAGUGUGCACCCACAUGUUUUUAUUGGCCUAUCAAUAUAGCUGUGUUGCCUGAAGUAACAGCCACAAGCAUUAGCAAGCUAUGAUGCAAUUGGUGUGAACAAUAUCUUUUCCUGGGCUCGACAUUAAGGAUUUUUUCUUUAUUAAAUACGAAUCUGCCAAUCAUCGCCAUCAAAUUAUGGAUGCAUUCUCCUUUGCCUAGGAAUUCAGAAUUUUGAGGCUAGAUGCUUGCAGUUUAACUGACGACAAAACUAUUACUGCAACAGUCAGUUAAUAAUAGUUAGUGCAUUCUUUCAAUCGCUUUUAGCUUGCUAGCAAUAAAUAAAGUACACAAGUUGGGUGGGUAGCUACCGCUAUUGUUUCAAUCUUACUUCAUUCAAGAGCUGAGCUUUAUUUUAUGAGUAAAUCUUAAACCAACUGAGACGUUUGUUGCUACAAAUUUUGAUAAAUAAUCAAGCUUAGGUUAGUUAGACUUAAAUUUGUAAGCAAGUGUCGGUACAAAAAUGAAUGAAUGCUAAAGCUGCAACAUUAUUUAUUGAUAAGUUUCUGUAGUGAAAGGACACAGUGGUCGCACUAGCCACUAGAAUGCUGUGUCUUUGGACCGAAGGACAUUUCGGAAAUUUUCUUUGAAUCUUGCAAUGCUACCAACAACUGUGUAAAUGUUGUGUUUAAGAAACAACACAAAUGUCAGACCAAAAAAUGAUUGGCUCAAAGGAACAUUGCAAUUAUUUUGGUGGUUCAAGUCUGGGUCACCGUCCCUUGUAAAAACACACCUCAGAGUAUCUAUGUUUAUAGAACGUAGCAUAUGUUUUUCCCUGUGUUUUAGGACUUUUUUGUGUAAAAGCAGUAAAAAAAGGUAAACAAAAAAAAAAACUUUGUAUUCGACCCAGAUAAGAUUUACUUAGGAUACUGGCCUGAUUGGACAGGUGACAAAUCAAUCAACUGCCUUGAACCAAUCUCAUAAUCCCAGGCCAGCGGGAACUCCUUAUUGCCGAGCCCUGUUUUCUGACCAAAAUCUUUGCACUCUAAUGUUAUCAUCAAAAUCCAUUCUUUACCGAUAUGGACGAUAUUGCCAAAUUCAUAUCGGGGUGCAUAUUUCUACCGGUAUACCACUUAUACCAUUUAUACCGCUCACUUCUCAGUGAGGCUUUAUAAUGUGUAGGAGAAUUUUGGUGACAUCAGUGUCUACUGUUGGGCAGAAAUCCUCCCUUGUGCACACCGUCUCCCAGAUCGCCUUGGUCUGUUCAAAGUUAAACGGAGUUCGCAAGUCUAGCAACAUUGCCACCCCAGGCAAACAAUCAGUAUAUUGUGCCUUAAGAAGAGAUCCUUAAACACAGAUUCCAUAUGACUGAAGAGUACGGCAGGCAAAAUGUGUGAAAUACUAAUGACUCAAAAUGAAGUAAAAGAAAGAGAGAAAUUGGCUGGAGAUAGCGCGUGCCCCGAUGUUCGUUGGCAGGUUUCUGGGCUUCAAGUGCCAUGCAAACUUUGUAAAUACUGCACAAAAAACAAACAAACAAACAAAAAAAA
This is a messenger RNA of Anguilla anguilla (European eel), 4728 nucleotides long. Its product is annotated as nuclear receptor subfamily 4 group A member 1-like. Gene Ontology annotation, biological process: regulation of transcription by RNA polymerase II; cellular response to corticotropin-releasing hormone stimulus. Lineage: Eukaryota; Metazoa; Chordata; Actinopteri; Anguilliformes; Anguillidae. Bases 352 to 2118 code for a protein of 588 amino acids. Gene Ontology annotation, molecular function: RNA polymerase II cis-regulatory region sequence-specific DNA binding; zinc ion binding; nuclear receptor activity. The transcript is spliced from 7 exons. The record is from RefSeq and is a predicted model, not a curated record. Gene Ontology annotation, cellular component: transcription regulator complex; nucleus.